Messenger RNA from Etheostoma cragini (Arkansas darter), 3552 nucleotides. RefSeq names its product mitogen-activated protein kinase 9 (gene mapk9). Gene Ontology annotation, molecular function: JUN kinase activity; ATP binding. Gene Ontology annotation, biological process: protein phosphorylation; JNK cascade. Gene Ontology annotation, cellular component: nucleus; cytoplasm. Bases 434 to 1696 code for a protein of 420 amino acids. The record is from RefSeq and is a predicted model, not a curated record. The transcript is spliced from 13 exons. NCBI's taxonomy places the organism in Eukaryota, Metazoa, Chordata, Actinopteri, Perciformes, Percidae.
CUUCCUCCGCAUCCGUCCCUCCGUGCUGCCGCUGGAGUAAGCCAGGAACUCGGAGAAGGUCUAUCUGAUCUAGCAGUCGUGACAGCCCGUUCUCCUAAACUUUUCCAAGUCUAGGUUGUGCCUGAGAGACGAAGAGAGUGUUUUAUCUGUGUUUUCGAUGCAUAGGAGUGUCCUGGGAGCGGCGAAGGGAGAAGAGAGAGUGUGCGUGUGUGUCUCGGGAACACCAAAACAUUUACAGCCUCGACUUCAGCUCCAAUCCUCUCCGUUGUCAGAUGAACAAACUGGGCAGAAAGCUUUGUUGAUAGAUCGGUUGGCUUUAGAUACUGGGAUGAAAAUAGAGGAAGUGAUGCCAAGGACUGACAGAUGGAACCAUAUUAGGCCCUGCCAUUCACUGUGGAUUAUACAGCGCUGGUGGUCCUGACUGUUCAGCAGGAUGAGUGAGGCGGACGGCCAGUUUUACAGCGUUCAGGUGGGAGACUCCACCUUCACUGUACUCAAGCGCUACCAGCAGCUCCGUGCCAUCGGCUCCGGGGCCCAGGGCAUUGUCUGCUCUGCUCUAGAUACAGUCCUUGGUAUACCAGUGGCAGUGAAAAAGCUGUGUCGGCCAUUCCAGAACCAGACCCACGCUAAGCGUGCCUACAGGGAGCUAGUGCUGCUCAAAUGUGUCAAUCACAAAAAUAUCAUCCGUCUAAUCAAUGUCUUCACGCCUCAGAAGUCUUUGGAGGAAUUCCAGGAUCUGUAUCUAGUGAUGGAGUUGAUGGAUGCCAGCCUGUGCCAGGUGAUUCACAUGGACUUGGACCAUGAGCGAAUGUCCUAUCUGCUCUACCAGAUCCUCUGUGGCAUCCGGCACCUGCACUCCGCUGGCAUCAUCCACAGGGACCUGAAGCCCAGUAACAUUGUGGUGAAGUCAGAUUGCACUCUAAAGAUCUUGGAUUUUGGCCUGGCUCGGACUGCCUGCACUAACUUCAUGAUGACCCCUUACGUUGUGACCAGAUACUACCGCGCGCCAGAGGUCAUACUGGGCAUGAAGUAUAAGGAGAAUGUGGACAUCUGGUCAGUGGGGUGCAUCAUGGGAGAGAUGGUUAAGGGCAGCGUUAUCUUCCAGGGCACCGACCACAUCGACCAGUGGAAUAAGGUGAUCGAGGUUCUGGGCACACCCAGUCUGGAGUUUAUGAACCGACUGAUGGAGACCGUGAGGAACUAUGUGAUGAACAAGCCGCAGUAUCCUGGCGUCUGCUUUGACGAGCUUUUUCCAGACUGGGCCUUUCCUUCUGACUCAGAACAUGACAAACUGAAGACAGGUCAAGCACGGGACCUGCUGUCCAAAAUGCUGGUCAUUGAUCCGGAGUGCCGCAUCUCGGUAGAAGAAGCCCUCAAUCACCCGUACAUUCACGUGUGGUACGACCCUGGCGAGGCCGACGCGCCCCCUCCCCAGAUUUCAGAUAAGCAGCUGGAAGAGAGAGAGCACUCCAUCGAGCAAUGGAAAGAACUCAUUUAUGAAGAGGUGAUUGAUUGGGAAGAGAGGAACAAGAAUGGACUGAUGAAAGAAGACUGCUCAGAUGCGGUGUCGGGUUCAGCCUCCCAGUCGUCUUCAGCCAACGACAUCUCAUCCAUGUCCACGGAGCACACCCUGGCGUCGGACACGGACAGCAGCAGCAUCGACACGCUGACGGGACCGCUGGAUGAGAGUCAGUGAACACCGUCCAUGGCCACAUGUGUUUGCCUGUCUGCCUGCCUCAGUCCUCCCCUCACAUUUACAAUAUCCAAAUUUUGAUCAAUCACCGUCCUUUCUUCUCAUUAAUCCACACACACAUUUUCUGAAUUUAUUUUCUCCUGUGUUUUUUAUUUCCUCUUUAACCUCCAUGAAUAGGUCUAUUUUUCUAUUUUCUUUCUGUGUGUGAUCUGGGUGAUCUUGUUGAACCUCUUCAACAUCCGUUUUGGGCUAAGGUCAAAGCUAUCUAAUCCAUCUGUAUGGUCAAAGGUUUGUCUUUCUCUUUGUUGAUAUUGUUUACCUUCAUCAAGUACUUAUGCAUAUUGAUUUUCAGGUUACCAGGGAUAGGUUGGGGAUUGUUAUUUCUUCCGUAUGUCUGUAUUUUUAAUAGUUUUAUUUUUUUAAGCAAAUAUUGCGUUGAGACCAGAGGUUAUCAAAUUAGAGCAGACACACGCUGAACAUAGCCCACAGCUGCCAGCUGCUCUCAUGCAUGUGACGCCAAUACGAACAAAAGCUUGCCAUAAGUCGACCGCACCAACCAUCUGAUGUCCAUCUGGUGAUCAAACAAUAAUCCAAAGUUUGAUGGAUCCUUUAGCUAGUGCGCAGUAUUGCACAUCUCCACAGUGGUGCAUUCUCCAUUGUGUUUUUUUUUUUUUUAAUGAAUUGCUUCGAGUGACAUGGAUUUUAAGCUUUCCUCCUGACAGCUAGGGGAAGCUUGGGUUGCAGUGUUACAUUUCUAUUUCCUGAUACUAUGUACUGUAUGUAAAGAUGACAUAAUGUGACACUAAUAGAUAAGGUGUGCUUAUUUUGAUUAUCUAUAGAACAUCAUAUUGCACCCACAUUUGGACAUAAGGUACUGACUAACAAUGUGUAUAUCAAAAGAACAUAAUCUUGUAAAUUUGCAGGUGGCAAAAAGAUACAUCUAGUUUUCAUUUUUGUGUUUGUUUGUUAAGGCCCUUGUAAAAUAAGCCUCUUGUCGAAGCAUUUCAUUGACAAAUUAGUGAACUGGCUGACCUUUUCUAAACCAUUCCAUUAGUAUGAGAUCUGAUAUCUAGUCGGACACAUGUAAAAGCAGUAAAACACAAAUAAUUGUGUCAGCUUGCAUGAAGGCAUUAAAGACGCUGAUAAGAUACCGUAGUUCUUGUUAUAAUAUUCUUACAGUACCUUGAUGUUCUUGGUUCUGAAAGUUUCAUGCAGAUGUUGUAUUUUUUUCGCCUUGUAAGCCUAUGUGUGUGUGUUUGUUUAAAAAAAUGUACUGUGCAGCGUUUUCCUUCAUUAUCUUCUUUCAGUCAUCCUUUAAAGACAGCAGUCUGGUUGGAAUGGCAAAGUAUAUGGAGGAAGAUGGGGUGUCGACAGAAAGCAGACAUGUUGUGGUUAAAAAUGAGGAUGUGGCUGUGGGAUCCUGAAUGGAAAUCUGGACCUUGGAAUUACAGAUGGACACUUAAAAGAUGAGAGAAAUAGACUGGAGCUGCUUUUUGCAGAACUGAUUCCAUAGUACGAUGGACAUGCAGAAUUAUGACACUAUGGAGUCACUGAGGACUUUAUUGUUGUACACUAUAUUUUCCUUUUUAAAACCCAUGACCACCUUCUUUCAGUCAUGCCUUAAAUGACCCGUGGAGUGGCACAUUUACUCCAACAAAUCUUAUCAAAUAAGGAUGUUCAGAACCUCUUACAAUGUUUCAAACAGAAAAAGCUCUAUUGCAUACACUGUUCAUCUCACAGUUUCGUUCAGUUUAUCUCACCUUUUUUUCCAGAGAUGUCCUGUGUGAAGGCAAUGACCACAAUAUAAUCACCUGGCCAACAUCGUUUCGCCCUAAGCUAAUAAAGUGGACAUCAGUGAU